This is a messenger RNA of Trifolium pratense (red clover), 737 nucleotides long. RefSeq names its product mitochondrial intermembrane space import and assembly protein 40 homolog. Lineage: Eukaryota; Viridiplantae; Streptophyta; Magnoliopsida; Fabales; Fabaceae. The transcript is spliced from 4 exons. The record is from RefSeq and is a predicted model, not a curated record. Gene Ontology annotation, biological process: protein import into mitochondrial intermembrane space. Bases 57 to 494 code for a protein of 145 amino acids. Gene Ontology annotation, molecular function: protein-disulfide reductase activity. Gene Ontology annotation, cellular component: mitochondrial intermembrane space.
GGGUUUUGAUAUUUGAUUCAUUCAUUGACUGCACAACAAAAACUAAAACCAAGAAGAUGGGUCAAACUGAAAGUGUAGAAGCACAAACAGUUACAACAACUGAGGUGGAUUCAAAUUCCAAUUCCUCCAAUCCAACUUCACUGGAAUCCGUCAUAGCAGAAGCUCAAGCAUAUGGAAACCAAAACACUGAGAAUAUUGAUGAAAUGCUUCAGAAAGCUCUUGAUUGUCCUUGUAUUGCUGACUUAAAAAAUGCUGGUUGCGGAGCUCAAUUCUCAGAUGCAUUCCUCUGUUUUCUCAAGAGUACUUCUGAAGAAAAGGGCUCGGAGUGUGUAAAUCCAUUUAUUGCACUGCAGAACUGCAUCAAGGCCAAUCCAAAUGCCUUCUCUAAGGACAUUCAAGGAGAAGAUGAAAGCAAGGAGUCGGAGCCAGUCCAAGAAUACAAAAUAAUUCCUCCUGAUUGGUCUAAGGAAUCUCAAAAACCGGCAAGGCUUUAAGGGAAGAGCUGAGAUCUACUCAAAUAACAGUAUGCCAAAUUCAUUUUAAACUUGUAUUAGCUUUGGCUGAUUGAAAAAGUUAUAGGUUAGAUAAGGCUCUGAAAUAUUUUCUGUAUUGACUAUUUAAUUAACGCGUUCCACCUUAUUUUCAGUUUUUUCCUUAUUUUCAAAGAUUAUUAUAGAAAAUGCUGAAAACAGAAAAAAUAGGUGCAAACAAGGUGGCAAUUCUAUAAUUAUUGGUAA